GACGGCUUGGGUGAAUUUGACCCCCCGAGUAAAGAUUUCAUUCGCCCACCCUAAAUUUGAGCUGAGGUUGAUAAAUUGCCUCUUGUUAGCAAUGUCAACUAGAUAAAAAUUGAAAGUGACAAGUUUAUAACAAAAGGAAGUUUUUUUCUAAGCUUAACUGCCACUUUUAUACAACUUUUUCCCUUUGUUAUCUACAAGAAAAGGCAACUCUACUAGCCAAUAAACACGAUAUUUACCAUUUGUUUAUUAAACUUCACAAAUCAUACGGGGAACAAAUCCCUAUUUAAUUGGGCAACACUCGGAAAAAUUUUGCUUAGCCCGUUUUCAGAUGCCUUUGAAAUUAACAACUCUGAGCUAAUCUCCUAUAAAUUAUUGACUAGGAAAGGAUUAAGCGCCAUUUUAGUGUUUUCCAAUUCACCCAAAAUCGAUUUUUAAUCCCUUAUUUUAUUUUGACUUAAAAUUGUCAAAAAGGUGCAUCCUUGUGCUAAAUUUAGCUAUCAGGUUGCAUCAAAUUUCGGAGCCAUUAUUUGUGCUCCCAUUUUCUGGAAAAGAUUCUUAUAUUUUUGUAAUUGAAUCUCUUUGUUCUGAUUGAAAAUGGAACAUUUGCUGUUCUUAGCAUCUGCAGUUGAUACUGAAGAAGACUUUGACCAAAACUUCACCGUGAAUAGUGCAGAAAGCGUGAACAAAUCGCAGGCAGCCUCUGAAAGUGUGAAAAAAGAACCUUUCAGCAGAGGACGAAGUUUGAUCAAAAAUAGCUUCUCCAUUUCGGCCAUCAGCUCCUAUUUUAGAACUUCGUCGAAUAAAAUCAAACAGAGGCUUCCAAAUAGCAUGUCGCUGCAGCCGCAUAGCGCUCAGAUGGCAGAAGCACGGCGGAACAGCUUCAGAACUUGGGGUCGUCAGACAACAGUACCUUGUGUCAUUGGUUCCCGUUAUGUACCCAGACAAGCUUCGUUGCCCCCAGACGAUCAGAAGACUCCCCCAUUGGGUCACGGGGUGCCCCCUCUCCAAAUACCCUCCUCGACCCGAUCUAAACAGAACACAGCCCAGGCAUCAAUUGGCAAAAUCAGACCCGACUUGUACAAAAAUCUCCAGAAGCCUGAACCCGAGAGCACUAAAAACGGAUCUCUGACUUUCGGCUUGCACUUCAUUCCGUCCGAGAACCAACUGCGCGUUCGUAUCAUCAAAGCGGCCGACUUGCCCCCUAAAGACUUGACGGGCACUUCGGAUCCAUAUGUCAAAGUGCAGCUGCUGCCAGAAACCAAAACUAAAUAUCAAACCAAGGUAGUUAAGAAGUGUUUGUUCCCCUCGUUCAACGAGACUUUCGUGUUCGAAGUAUCACAUGAAGAGCUGCCGAACAGAAUGCUGCAGUUGACAGUCUACGACUUCGACAGGUUCACGCGACACGACUUCAUCGGCCGAGCGCUCAUCCCCGACAUCCUGCACGAGCCGGACAUCUACUCUGAGGCCCUGCUCACCAAACACCUCACUAACGUCGAAGGGGCGGACAAAGCAGAGCUGGGCGAUCUAAUGUUGACUCUAGUUUAUCUUCCAUCCGCCAGAAGACUGACAGUUAUAGUCGUGAAAGCAGUCAACCUCAAAAUCAUGGACAUCACUGGCGCCUCGGACCCCUACGUCAAAGUGUCCCUGAUCCAGGGGGGAAAGAGAAUCAGAAAGAGGAAGACGUCUGUCCAUAGGAGGACUGUGAACCCAGUCUUCAAUGAGGCACUCUUCUUCGACAUCGGGGAGGAGCAGUUGGAUGACUCACACUUGCUCGUACAAGUCAUAGACCACGACAGAAUUGGGCGCAACGAGCUAAUCGGGGCCCUGGAAAUAGGAUGUCACGUGACUGGGGGGUCGGGCGGAGUGCACUGGCGAGACUGCAUCGCCCAUGCGCGCAAGCCAGUCACAAUGUGGCAUACUUUGAUUGACGUGCGCACUCUGAAGCGGAACUCAGUCGCUGUCAUUCAGAACAAAAAGAGCAAAUCUCCCACUGAGUCAUCCAAUAAAAAUUGUGACGUCAUCGAAAAUGAAGUGCAGAAAAUGAACUUGACCUCUGUCUACUAAUUCAACGCACAAUUUCACACAUAUGCGAACAAAUAAGCUUGAAAACUAAUAUAAAAUACGCAAUUCGUUUUGGUCAAACAGAACGUGAAUAAUAUCAAAGAAAGUUAGAAAAUUUUUUGUAGA
Molecule: messenger RNA, 2187 nt
Organism: Symsagittifera roscoffensis
Lineage: Eukaryota; Metazoa; Xenacoelomorpha; Acoela; Convolutidae
Product: synaptotagmin-6-like
Exons: 5
Coding region: 595-2064 (489 amino acids)
Biological process (GO): cellular response to calcium ion; regulation of dopamine secretion; calcium-ion regulated exocytosis
Cellular component (GO): plasma membrane; exocytic vesicle
Molecular function (GO): SNARE binding; clathrin binding; calcium ion binding
Source: RefSeq, a predicted model, not a curated record